AACAUGUGAGAGUAGACACGGAGAAUCUCACAAUCGGCUGGCCAAUGAGACGCGAGGGCCCGCCCAAUCGGUCGCUCCCGCUGCUGUUGAUGUCCAUCUAAAUUGUCUGCUGCAUGUUCCUCAUGCAGCUCCUUUCUUUUUCUCUCUUAUUCUCACUCACUCGCUCACUCCACUCACUUUGUCACUCUCUCACCCAUCUCGUUUUCUUCGUCGCUCGUCGAUGACGAAUGCAACAACAAGGAGAACGCAUCGCCUCGUUUGGCACCAAGUAGUAGAGAUUCACCGACGGAGCUUUGCUACGAUUCCACCUCUUUCCUUUCCACCUUCUCUCUCUUUGUGGGACAUCACGGAUAUGAUAAAAGAGCCGUUGGUAAAGCAGGAGAUCAAGAUGGAAUGGGACGGUCAUCGCACGGAUGAUAAUUCACCACAAAUUUCUGGAACGGAAGAUCAGACAGUCGGGAGUCCUCAAAGCGUAAUAACGACCAGAAGACAUGUGAGAACGAUUACAACCGCUGGUCAUAUAACCGAAGGAAUUGCCGAAAUCGAACCGGAAUCGCCAGAUUCCAAUUCAAUUACCGGAAAUCUUCAUCGAGGACUUCAACAAAGAAAUGAACAUGAACAAUCUCACCAGCGUAAUUUCCAAGAGGAACAGCAACGAGCUCAUCAAACGCAGCAUUAUGUACAGAUUUCCCAUACAGGUAACGAGGAUCAACAACGAUCGACGGAUCAGCAACGUGUCGUUUAUGCCACCAGCAGCGGGCAGGAAGUUCAGGUCGAAGUUUCCGAAACCCCCGAGGCUACUAUCACGCUUACAGUCAAGGAACCGCCCAGAUACGAGACACCCGCACCAGAUAGAACGGAAGUAGACCGCAUGUAUGCUUAUUCCGACGGUCACGAUGUCCGAAGGGAGAACCAUGUGAUCACCGUACAAGUACCCGAUCAUCGACGAACCCAACAAACAGGGCACCAGAGAUUCAGCCCUCAUGAGAGUCAUCAGACAUCCGGUACGAGAUAUCAGACGUCGCCAGUUUUGAACACAACAGAGGAUUAUGACACUUCAACGAUCGUUACGCAAUCAGGAUCUACGGUCCAUCUCGGAUCACCGGCACCGCCGUAUUCACCGCCGAUCGAUGGUAUACGUCCUGGCCAACAGCAACAACAACUCGUAGCAACGAGUUACGCUGACGGUGUCGUCAAGUACGACACCGAGGCCGCGGCCGCCGCGGAAACUAUCAAAAAUCCCAACACGUACACCACACUGGAAACAGUCGCUAUUCCACCCACGCAAACCGUCCAAUACACACAAUACUUGUCGGGUAGCGAGACUUUUCAACAGGCGCCGACGUAUAGCUACGCCAAACCGGGAGAUUCUAUGAUCUUGACGUAUCCAUCAGCGCAACUUAGCUCAAGAGUUACCGAGGUAGAAUCACCCGGCAGCGCGUAUAUGAAGGGCGAUCCUACGUUAACGUCGUCCUUGGCCGCUCGAGCGGUUCCAUUGCAUUAUGAGCAGCCUGGUUCACCGGGUUCUCAAGUGACCCUGUACAGCACAGGUGCGACAUCGUAUCAAUAUGUAAAGCCUCCCUCGGGUGAUCCUUACUGGCCGGCCGGCAACACCCCCUCGCCACCGACUUUGGAGUACGUUCAAAGCUAUCCGAGCAUUACCGCGAUUUCCGUAAGCGACACCACCAACGUGCAGCUAUAUGCCGGCGGUGCGUACAGCGUUUCCGCGAGCGGGAACGGACCGCCCGGUGGAUGGACCACUCUUCCGAUUCCUGGUACCGACGAGGCAUUCGACGGAACGGUCAUAGCGCCGGAACCCAAAGAAUGUGUUAACUGCGCAGCUAGUAUGACGCCAUUAUGGAGAAGGGACGGCACCGGACAUUAUCUUUGCAAUGCUUGCGGUCUCUAUAACAAGAUGAACGGCGUCAACAGGCCACCCAUGAGAUGUCCUAAACCGAAACAGUCGGUUGCACCGGCUAACGUACGGAGGACAGGAGUACAAUGUGCAAAUUGUAACACGAGCAACACAACUCUCUGGAGACGAAACAACAAUGGUGAACCAGUAUGCAAUGCAUGCGGUCUUUAUUUCAAGCUGCACAAUGUGAAUAGACCUCUAAGCAUGAAAAAGGAAGGAAUACAGACGCGGAAGAGGAAACCGAAGAAUCAUUCAAACAUUACCGGAAAUCUACCUGGACCCAGUGGUAUCCAUAAGACCGAGAUCAAGUCCAGUCUACUUGUGGACUCGUUGCAGUUGAACAUGUACGCAAGCGGGGGUGGGGGUGGUGGAGGGGUCGACGAGCAUUGUCUUCCUGUAGGUACACCAACUGGGGCACAAUUAGGGCAUGCACACUCGCCCCUCGCAUUACCUACCGCCGCCGUAUUGAAUCGCCAAACUACCCUUACCGUACCACCACUAGAACCAAUCACUAGUCAAUCCAGCAGCGACAUCGCUUCGGUUAUAACGUCAACUACGACGACUCAUGCUGAGAAAUCGUAAAUACCAUCUAUUCUAUAGUCUGUAGAAAUUCUGUACACACUUGCCGACUGUAGCUAUAGUGAGAACGCGUACCGAUUUUAUUAUUAUAUAGUUUUGACAUCGAAAAGUACACAUCGAUCAUCAGAAACGCUAUCAUCCUAACUACAAACAGAUGAAAUUAUUAAAUUUUAUAUAAAGAAAGAAAUAACAUAUGUAAUAUAAAGAUAUUCAAAUAUAUUUGAAUAUUUAGUAGUAAAGAAAGGUAUCUGAUAUUCAUUAAUCUGAUACAAAAAAUAUAAUUUGAUGUUGCAUCAAUAUGAAUCGAAAAAA
Pogonomyrmex barbatus (red harvester ant) is the source of this 2806-nucleotide messenger RNA. RefSeq lists its product as uncharacterized. Gene Ontology annotation, molecular function: RNA polymerase II cis-regulatory region sequence-specific DNA binding; DNA-binding transcription factor activity, RNA polymerase II-specific; zinc ion binding. Gene Ontology annotation, cellular component: nucleus. NCBI's taxonomy places the organism in Eukaryota, Metazoa, Arthropoda, Insecta, Hymenoptera, Formicidae. Gene Ontology annotation, biological process: negative regulation of transcription by RNA polymerase II; cell fate commitment; positive regulation of transcription by RNA polymerase II. The record is from RefSeq and is a predicted model, not a curated record.